This is a messenger RNA of Loxodonta africana (African savanna elephant), 3509 nucleotides long. RefSeq lists its product as uncharacterized. Gene Ontology annotation, cellular component: nucleosome. Gene Ontology annotation, biological process: nucleosome assembly. The record is from RefSeq and is a predicted model, not a curated record. NCBI's taxonomy places the organism in Eukaryota, Metazoa, Chordata, Mammalia, Proboscidea, Elephantidae. Gene Ontology annotation, molecular function: structural constituent of chromatin; DNA binding; protein heterodimerization activity.
AUGCAAAAGAAGCCUGUGGCUCGAAUUUAGCAGACAGCUCGCGAGUCCACCGGCGGCAAGGCGCCGCCCAAGCAGCUGGCCACCAAGGCGGCCAGCACCCGCAAGACUGCGCCCUAUCCUGCCGACACCUCGACGCUGCGCGAGAUUCGGCGCUACCAGAAGUCGACCGAGCUAAUGAUCCUCAAGCUGAAGUUCCAGCGGCUGGCGAGCGAGAUCGCGCAGGACUUCAAGACCGACUUGCGCUUCCAGAGCUCAGCAGUCAUGGCGCUGCAGGAGGCGUGUGAGACCUAUCUGGUGGGGCUGUUUGAGGACGCAAACCUCAGCAUUAUUCUGAGGAUGUCCGGACGGGGCAAAGGGGGUAAAGGCCUUGGCAAAGGGGGCGCUAAGCGCCACCGCAAAGUCCUGCGUGACAACAUCCAGGGUAUUACAAAGCCCGCCAUUCGGCGUCUGGCUCGGCGUGGCGGUGUUAAGCGUAUCUCUGGCCUCAUCUAUGAGGAGACUCGCGGGGUGCUCAAAGUUUUCCUGGAGAAUGUCAUCCGUGAUGCUGUCACCUACACCGAGCACGCCAAGCGAAAGACAGUUACUGCCAUGGAUGUCGUCUACGCGCUCAAGCGCCAGGGGCGCACCCUCUACGGCUUUGGUGGCUAAACAGCAUUUUAUCGCUCUGUAGAUUGCUGAAAAAACAAAGGCCCUUUUUAGGGCCCCCAAACUUUCAUUCGAAGGAGCUGUGGAAUGUAGCGUUAAUGUAGCAGUUGCCUACUGAAAUAAUCUUAAAAUGCUUGCAAGGUAAAGUAUGAAGCGUCCGACCUGGGUAGAGAUCUAAGAUUCCUAAGGGGGGAGUAGAGCCUCUUUUCGCCAGUUCUGUCUCUGGUUGCCGUUUGCAGCCGUUCUCUAGCGUCUUUACGUUCUGGGUCCUUUACCGGUCUAGAGAAAAAGUCGUUAUAGGGUCGCUGAGUAGGAAUGACUCGACCGCAACUGGUAGGAUACAGUCGGGGCAGUAUUAAAAGUCUUUCCAAUAUAUAGUCCCUGUCUCCUUUUAUAUUCUUACCUUCUGGUACUAUUUUAAAUACUGGGUAUACAAAAGACAGUCUAAUGAACACUACAUCGCUUAAAUUCAGUAUAACAAUGUAAUCUCUGUGUGUCUGUACUCAAUAGCAUAGUCCUCUCUUCGCUACCCCGGAAUUAACCAGCGUCUUGAAUUUGAUGUUUAUUUUUCACAUGCAUUUUUUAAAACUAUGUACAUACCCCUAUGCAAUAGACAGCAUCAUUUUGCACGUUUUAAAAGCUUCAGAAAAUAUAUUUCUGUACAUAUUUUUAUGAAACAUUUUUCUCCGUUGCUUUUGAUAUAUAUGCGUUGAAACGUAAUUAUAGUUUACCUUGGCCGUUAUUAGGGCUCAUAGCGAUUCUAAUGCCUCAGUAGUAUAUAAUUUAUUUAUCCGUUUCCUUAUUGACGGAGGUCUAAAUUGUUUUAUUUAUCCCCCUGCAGACGGUGCUGCCUUGGGCACUGUUGUACGCAGCUGUACGCUUCCUCUAUAGUAUUUCUGGCCGUGGAGUUUCUUGGUAACAGGGUAUGUGCAUAUUCAACAUGAAUAGAAAUGAACAAUUUGCUUUCCAAGUUAGUGUUUUUAAUUUACACUCCCAUAUUCUACCAAUAGUUUGAGACUUCUCUUUACUGCAUGUCUUCAUUACAUUUACAAAUAUCAGAUGAUAAUUUUUGCUAGUCUAAUGAUUUGUAAAAUGGUAUCCCACUGGGGAUUAAUUUGUAUUUCUCUACUAUAAUGAGGUUGCUUUUUCUUUCCUGUGAUUUUUUUACUGUUUCAGGUUUUCCCCCACUCUAGGAACAGCUUGUUCAGCUCUGCUCAUUAUUUUUAUUUUCUGUCGCCUUUUUUCGUUUCGUGAUUUGUAAGUAUUUUCUAUAUAAUUUUACUUUUAACCCUUUGUUAGCAUGUGGCAAAUGCAUUGUGUCACCUUGUAGGUUGGCCUGUUUUGAAGUCUCAGUGAUAUCUUCAGAUGUUCAAAAAUUAGUUUUAUUUUUAUUAGUUUUGGGGACUGCCGCCUUUUAUAUAGGAGUUAUCUUCCUCUUCCGCCUCUAAAGAGCCCCAGAAACCAAUGGGCAAAGAAGUUUAGACUGCUUAUCUCAUCAUUGGAAACCCUGGCGGCCUAGCGGUUAAGAGCUAUGGCUACUAACCAAGAGGUUAGCAGCUCGAAUCCGCCAGGCCCUCCUUGGAAACUCUAUCAGGCAGUUCUGCUCUGUCCUAUAGGGUCGCUAUGAGUCGGAAUCGACUCACAGCAGAGGUUGUUUGUUUUUUGUUUUUUCUUUAAUCUCAUUGAAAAUCCUGAUGGUGUAGUAGUUAAGUGCUAGGCCUGCUAACCAAAAGGUCAGCAGUUCAAAUCCACCAGGCACUCCUUGGAAACCCUGUGGGGAAGCUCUACUCUGCCCUAUAGGGUCUAUGAGUCGGAAUCGAUUCGACGGCAAUAGUUUUUUUUGUUCUUUGUUUUUUUAAUCUCAUCAUUUGGCUUGAAUUGAAGAGUAAAGCUUUUCGAAAAUAGCUGUAAGAAUAGGAAUAAAAAAGAGCUGAGGAAGCCCUGGCAACAAAUUAAUCUUCCUAGUUUCUAAUAAACAAUGAUAGUAACUGAGUACCUAAAAUUUGUAAAACAUUAUGAGAGAAACAAAUAAAAAAUGUAGCAAGUGAGAGAAGAGAAAUAAUACCUAAAAUAUACUUAAAGUCUAUUAAAUUCGUGCUGUGUUCUACAUGCAUUAUCUCGGUAAUAUUUAGAACAAUCUUGUGAGAUGGAUUUUAUUAAUUAGUUUACAUUUAAAAUCGAUACUGGGUUCAGUUAUUGGAUAUGUUUAACUAUGGCUUGGAACUACAUUGGUAUGUGAAUCCAUUUGUUUAACUGCAAACUUAAAAGCUUUUAAAUACAGAUCAAGUAUUUCCAAUGAAAAUUUGGAGCCCAAAUUUUGAUAUACUGUAAGUAAAAUAUACACAAGAUUCUGAAGACUUAAGAUAAAAAAAUGCAAAAUAAAUAAAUUUUGUAUUGAUACAUGUUUAAAUAAUAGUGAUUUUGAUAUAUUGGUCUAAUAAAAAUGUUAUUAAAAUUAACUUCACCUGUUUCUUUUUACCUUUUUUUAGAAAAUGUGGUUACUAGAAAAAUAAAAGUUGCAUAUAUAUUUUUAUUGAGCAGUGUUGUCUUAGAGUAACAAAUUGGCUUUAACUUUUCAGGUCCAGGAACACUAAUUGAGAGUCAAUAAAAAUCCUACUAGGGAAGAAUGGAAAAGUAAGAGAAGAAACCAAAUGAAGAAUAAAUUUCAUUUUUCUCCACUUAUAUUACUGAAGACAUAGAUGAGGACCUCUUUCAACACAUACCUCAGGUGGUAUCGAGAAAGCACAGUGACACAAUAUAUACAAUUCUUAUGCAAUUCCAUUCUAUGGAAUGGUGAAGCUUCUUUCUUUGUAUUAAGCACUCAGAAUAAAGAAAGAUUAAAAAAAAAAAAAAAGGUUGCCACC